Cajanus cajan (pigeon pea) is the source of this 3018-nucleotide messenger RNA. RefSeq lists its product as uncharacterized. Gene Ontology annotation, molecular function: chromatin binding; RNA polymerase II transcription regulatory region sequence-specific DNA binding; histone binding. The record is from RefSeq and is a predicted model, not a curated record. Gene Ontology annotation, biological process: positive regulation of transcription by RNA polymerase II. Gene Ontology annotation, cellular component: nucleus. Lineage: Eukaryota; Viridiplantae; Streptophyta; Magnoliopsida; Fabales; Fabaceae.
GUUCAAUCCUCAUCAUCAUCUACGUUAUCUCUCUCUUUCUCUGUAUGCGUGCCUAGCUGAGUAGAGUGAGUGAAACCAGUGGACCCCUUUCUCCUUCUCUUCUCUUCCAAUCCAAUCCAAUCCAAUCAAAACCAAAACUCCUUUGCUGAUUCUCAUGCUCAAUUAUGCUCUAUUCCUCAAUUCAAUUCCCCUCUCAAUCUUUCUAGGUCUCAUCUCAAUUUCUCCCAGAUUUAGUCCUUCAUGGCCGCAGCCGCCAAGCCGGAAUCGGAAUCCGCCACGGUUCCAACGGAUCAACCUUGCAAAGUUUCCAUGGUGAAUGGUUACAUUGUCUACACUCGAGCCAAGAGGCCUCUCGGUUCGUCCAACGGUUUUUCUGGACACGUGGAAUUAACCGCGAAUGCGGAGCUGGCAGUUGAACCGGGGAACGGAGAGUGUAACGAGAUGAAGAACGAGUCCCCUGACGUAGCGGGGAGGACGCCCAAGCGGUGUCGGCGAUCGUCCUCGAAAGCGAUGGUUGAGUGUAGUGAUCAGGCGGUGGUGACUGAGUCGGAGCAAGUUGGGAAUUGUGAAAGUGGAAUCAACGGUCCGAAGAGCAAGAUGGAGUUGAAGAUGUCCAAGAAGAUUGUCGUCAACAGGAAGCCUAUGACUGUGAAGGAGCUAUUUGAUACAGGUUUGCUUGAUGGGGUCUCUGUGGUUUACAUGGGAGGCAUUAAGAAGGCUUCGGGUUUACGAGGUGUGAUUAGAGAUGGAGGAAUAUUGUGCUCGUGCAGUCUAUGCAAUGGAGGCAGAGUCAUUCCACCUUCCCAAUUCGAGAUCCAUGCUUGCAAACAAUAUAGGAGAGCUGCGCAAUAUAUUUGUCUCGAAAAUGGAAAGAGCCUGCUUGAUCUGUUGAGAGCAUGUAGAGGAUCUACCCUACAUACUUUGGAGGUGACAGUUCAAAAUUUUGUUUGUUCUCAACCCGAAGAAAAAUAUUUUACCUGUAAAAGGUGCAAAGGAUGUUUCCCUUCUUCAUUUGUAGAAAGAGUGGGGCCCAUAUGCCGCUCUUGUGUGGAAUCAAAGAAGUCUGAAGAAAGUUCAGAUGACAUAGUUGGCAAAAGAGUUAGGUCUCCUAGACCAGUCCUACUCUCCAAACCAUCCAGUACUUCUGAGCUGUCUGUCUCUUCACAAAUUAGGAGACACUGGAAGAAAAGAACAAAGUCAUCAAAAAGGGUUAACCAUUCAAGUUCUUCCAAGAAUGUUUCUUUGGCCGUUCUACCCCGGAAGAAAAAUUUGUUGAAGAUGAAAAAGAAGUCACGGUCUGUAAAGGUGAAGUCUUCGGAAAAAACUUCAAAUUCAAAGUGCUCAUCUAAUAAGAGUCAAUGGAAGAUAACCAAGAAGGAUCAGCGGUUGCAUAAGUUAGUUUUUGAGGAAAAUGGAUUGCCCGAUGGAACUGAAGUAGCUUAUUAUGCCCGUGGACAGAAAUUGCUUGAAGGUUUCAAAAUGGGCUCUGGAAUUGUUUGUCGAUGCUGCAACACUGAGAUCAGCCCCUCACAGUUUGAGGUCCAUGCAGGCUGGGCUUCUCGCAAGAAACCCUAUGCAUACAUUUACACAUCAAAUGGGGUGUCUCUCCAUGAGUUAGCAAUAUCUCUCUCAAAGGAUCGAAAAUACUCUGCAAAGGACAAUGAUGAUCUAUGCAUUGUUUGUUGGGAUGGUGGUAAUCUGUUGCUUUGUGAUGGAUGCCCAAGAGCAUUUCAUAAAGAAUGUGCUGCUCUAUCAAGUAUUCCGCGUGGUGACUGGUACUGUCAAUUUUGCCAAAACAUGUUCCAGAGAGAGAAGUUUGUGGCACACAAUGCCAAUGCCAUGGCAGCUGGAAGGGUUGAAGGAGUUGAUCCUAUUGAACAGAUUACCAAUAGAUGCAUUCGCAUAGUCAAAGACAUUGAAGCCGAGCUUAGUGGGUGUGCUUUAUGCAGGGGUGUUGAUUUCAGCAGAUCUGGCUUUGGUCCACGCACAAUAAUACUGUGUGACCAGUGUGAAAAGGAAUAUCAUGUUGGCUGCUUGAGGGAUCACAAGAUGGCAUAUUUAAAGGAAUUGCCGCAAGGUAAUUGGCUUUGUUGCAAUGAUUGCACAAGAAUACAUUCUACUUUGGACAACCUUCUGGUAAGGGGGUCCGAGAGACUCCCUGAAUCUCUCUUGAGUGUUAUAAAGAAGAAGCAAGAGGAAAAAGGAUUAGAACCCAUCAAUGAUAUUGAUGUAAGAUGGAGGCUUCUUAAUGGUAAAAUUGCUUCUGCUGAAACUAGACCAUUGCUUUUGGAGGCUGUUUCAAUCUUUCAUGAAUGCUUUAAUCCUAUAGUUGACGCUGCUAGUGGACGUGACCUUAUUCCAGCCAUGGUUUAUGGGAGGAAUGUGAGGAAUCAGGAAUUUGGAGGAAUGUAUUGUGCAUUACUAAUAGUCAAUUCAUCUGUGGUAUCUGCGGGCAUGCUUCGAAUUUUUGGCACAGAUAUUGCUGAACUCCCUUUAGUUGCAACUAGUAAUGGGAACCAUGGAAAGGGCUACUUCCAAACACUCUUCUCCUGCAUCGAGAGGCUCCUGGCUUUCUUGAAUGUGAAGACCCUUGUGUUGCCAGCUGCAGAAGAAGCAGAAUCCAUAUGGACGGAUAAAUUUGAGUUUAGCAAGAUGAAACCAGAUCAGGUUACAAACUAUAGAAAACACUGCAAUCAGAUGGUCACGUUCAAAGGGACAAAUAUGCUGCAUAAAAUGGUGCCUCCGUGUCGGGUCAUCAAUAAUCAAUCAUGACAUUUUUUUUAUAGAAAAAAAACAAGAGUCAAUCGUGAAAGGGGAAAACCCCUAGUUUCUAACCUCCUUUUUCCUUUCUUCAGGUUUUGUACAUAUAUUAACUUUUGGCUAUUUGAAGCCAUUCCUGAAACAUUCCUUCCAUUUGUUUAAACAUUUAUAAUGUCUUGUGUUAUAUUUUAAUUUUAAUAUUAGUUUAUGUUAAGAAUACCCCAGCUCUUGAUCUUUGACAAGUGCUUUGCAAUAUAA